This is a messenger RNA of Chilo suppressalis (striped riceborer), 977 nucleotides long. The record is from the annotation of a GenBank genome assembly. Lineage: Eukaryota; Metazoa; Arthropoda; Insecta; Lepidoptera; Crambidae.
ACCUUUUCUCUUUAGACAUGACAAUUUAGCUUCUGUUAUCUAUAUCAUAGUAAAAUUCGUGUGAUUGCUAAUUAAUGGGAUAGAUAAGUAGGUACUGUAGUUUAAUGUGUGUCGUAAAGUAAUUUUGGCAACGAUUGUCAAUUCAUAACUAAUAACUGAGUGCUGAAAGUUUUAUUGUUUCGAGUGGAAUAUAUACGUUCCAUACAAAUGUGAAUUGGGCCGCAAUGGAGGAUUACAAAUUUCUAUUUAAAGUGGUGUUAGUUGGGAACGCGGGCGUGGGUAAGACAUGUCUGGUAAGGCGUUUUACUCAAGGCCUUUUCCCACCUGGGCAAGGUGCAACAAUAGGUGUGGAUUUCAUGAUUAAAACCGUAGAAGUUGACGGCGAGAAAGUAAAGUUACAAAUAUGGGAUACUGCUGGUCAAGAACGAUUCAGAUCAAUCACACAAAGUUACUACAGAUCAGCUCAUGCUCUUAUUUUGGUGUAUGACAUAUCUUGCCAGCCUACUUUUGAUUGCCUACCAGAUUGGUUAAGAGAGAUUGAGGAAUAUGCAAAUAAUAAAGUUCUUAGGAUAUUAGUUGGUAACAAAACUGACAGGGAGGACAGGGAAAUACCACGGCACAUCGGUGAAGAUUUUGCCCAAAGACAUGGAAUGUAUUUUCUUGAGACUUCAGCAAAAGAAGCAGAAAAUGUUGAAAGAUUGUUUAUGGAAAUAGCUGUUGAACUUAUGGAGCAAGCAAAAUGCAAAGAACUUCCUAAAUAUGAUGGUAGCUUAGGGCCCAUCAAUGGAAAAACUACAUCUGUUGGAGAUAGCUCCUGUUGUCUUCGAUCAUAAACUAACGAAUUUAUCUCAUCGGCAUUAUUAGAGGUAUAAAUGGGUAUUUUUAUAGAGGAUCAUUAACGUAACUGGUUCAUGGUACCUACAGGUUCAGUUUGAAUACAGGGACGGAAGAUUAAAUAGAUUAAGAAUUCCAAAGGG